Sphaeroforma arctica JP610 is the source of this 663-nucleotide messenger RNA. RefSeq lists its product as hypothetical. Gene Ontology annotation, cellular component: mitochondrion. The record is from RefSeq and is a predicted model, not a curated record. Gene Ontology annotation, molecular function: protein binding. The annotation marks the transcript as partial. NCBI's taxonomy places the organism in Eukaryota, Ichthyosporea, Ichthyophonida. The transcript is spliced from 4 exons.
AUGGACAAUGUGGUUAUGAUCACGGCUGGCGAGUUGAUAGACGCUAGCAUCGGGGUUCGCUUUGGUCUGAGUACCAUCACAGCCGCGGGGCUGGGACAAUGUGUGAGCGAUGUGUCUGGGGUGGCCUUUGGGGGUGUUGUAGACUACUUGUGUGGCAAGUUAAAUCUACCCAAAGCUAACCUGACCCCGAAUCAACGAAGACUGACGAAUGUGAGAUAUGCUGGCGUCUUCGGAUCGGCCGUGGGAGUGCUGAUGGGCUGUUUGUUGGGGAUGAGUUGUUUGCUGUUCUUGGAUACCGACAAGGCCGAGAAAAUGAAGAAGGCGAAGGAAUUGCGGCUCAUUUUCAUAUCUGUCAUGAGCGAGGGCCAUAAGCUGUUGGCAUGUGAACGCAGCACGCUCUUUCUGUACGAUGCUAAACACAAGGAGCUCUACAGUCAAUUUGCAGUCAAGCAAAAGCCAUUUCGCGUCCCUGCAUCGGCUACGAUAGCAGGCCAUGCCAUUGAGCAGAAGGCGUUGAUUAACAUUGAUGAUGCAUAUGAGCACCCGCGCUUCUACUCUGAAAUGGAUAAGCAAACCGGCUUCCGGACGCAAAGCAUCUUAUCAGCGCCGAUAUACGAUAUGGACGGUGAACCAGUAGGAGUUAUCCAGAUGGUCAACAAACUG